Cordyceps fumosorosea ARSEF 2679 is the source of this 7296-nucleotide messenger RNA. RefSeq names its product 1-phosphatidylinositol-3-phosphate 5-kinase (Fab1). Bases 1 to 7296 code for a protein of 2431 amino acids. Gene Ontology annotation, biological process: phosphatidylinositol phosphate biosynthetic process. Gene Ontology annotation, cellular component: endosome membrane; fungal-type vacuole membrane. NCBI's taxonomy places the organism in Eukaryota, Fungi, Ascomycota, Sordariomycetes, Hypocreales, Cordycipitaceae. Gene Ontology annotation, molecular function: 1-phosphatidylinositol-3-phosphate 5-kinase activity; metal ion binding; ATP binding. The record is from RefSeq and is a predicted model, not a curated record. The transcript is spliced from 3 exons.
AUGGCGAGCAGUACCACGGCCAAGCCGCCCGGCUCGCCGGCGUCCACUCGUGGCUCACCGUUCAGUCGAAGAACUCGACGCGACUCUGUCAACUCCAUUUCCGCCAGCUCCCUGAUAGACAAGGAGCAGAUGUCAAGCACCCUCGACAAAAUACACAACUCGGCAAGCCAGUCCGGGGCUCUCACGACCUUCAACGACUUUGCACCCCCGCCCCGAGCCUCGCCUGCCGCCGAGGGCAAAGCGUCAACCGGUGAUCUUGUCCACCACGGUCUCAGUGGCCUUUACACCAGGUUUCGAGAGGCUGUAGGUGCAGUGAGCCCGACGAAAGCGACGAGUCGAGAUGACGACACCACGAUAGAAACAGCUUCGAAACGGACAUCGCUCUCAGGCAGCCACAUCUCCAAAAACUCGGUCUCGUCCCUCAACCGCAGCGACGGUGCCAUCACUACCGUGCCAGAAUCAUUGCAAACUGUCCCAUCAAAAGACCUAUCUUCUAGGAGCGCCAGCAUCUCCGAGGAGAGCCGCGGUCUUCAACAACCGCCAUCGUCUAGAGGCAGCGUGCCUCUUAUCACUGGCUCAAAGCCAUCUUCGUCAUCUGGGCGCCCACUUCUUGGAAGCAAGCCAAAAAGCUCUUCUACCAUCGACCCCGUUACGGCCUCUGCUCCAAACCCCCCAAACCCUCAAAGAGAUGCCAGCAGGAGCACGAUCCGAACAGAUGGCAGCGGUGGACAGGAAUCACGUCGAAGUCUUGGCCGAAGCGAUACGCACCACAGCCUUCCGAUAUUAGACAUAGCUACGUUUGACGCUACCGACGGUAGAUUACUUCCUAUCUCGAACACGGACGACGCAUCUAGCUACGAUGGAAGUAUGGACGCACCAACCAUGUCGCCUCAUUUACAAAUGACGUCCGCUCCUGCAAAUCAUACACGAAGCCCCUCUGCAAGCUCCUCCAUGUUAAGCCCGGAUCACUUGAGACGGAAGCCUGCCGUGAUUGACCGAAUAAGUCGCUCUAGAUCAACGGUGUAUUCUGUCUCUCGCGAUUCUUCACUCGACCGGGGUGGAGCCCCGCACAGCCCAGUCGAAAUGGCCGCUUCUGAGGUGAACUCUCACGAGGCGCUCUCCCGUCAUGGCGGGCAUGCACGUUUCAUUUCUGGAGAUGCACGCGAUCCCAGCUCAACAACUUCCCAUGAAGGUGCUUCUGACCAUAUGAGUGCCCAACUGGAUAGGAUGGGGCGGCGGCAGGUGCUGGGCAAAGAGUUCUGGAUGAAGGACGACACAGUCAAAGAGUGUUACCUCUGCCAGGCGCCAUUCUCUGCAUUCCGGAGAAAACAUCACUGCAGAGCUUGUGGCUGCAUUUUUGAUUCAAAGUGUACAAAACUAGUGGCGGGCGACAAACUUGGCGUGCAGGGCACUCUGCGUGUUUGCAAGCGUUGUUUGGAGGCAAUCAAUCGCCGCCAGGAAGGCAGUGCAUCAGAUGAUUCCGGCGACGAGCAGUCAUUUAUGCCCAGAAUCUUCGGUCCAAGUCAAAAGCCCGGCCAAGGCUCACCAUCACAGCCAAAGCGCGACGGGGAUCCUGUAACAGCUGCACCGGAAUCCUCGAACGGACAACGUCCCAUUGUCACUCCUAUGAUGGCAAUUCCUGCCACCCGUCGGGUAAAUGAAUCGAACCGCAACUCUGCUGUGCUGGAGAUUGGAUUACCACAACUUAGCCGGCCUGGAUCGUCCCGGUCUCUGAAGUCUCUCACAAAUGCACGACCGCAAUCAUCAGCCGGGCACAAACGGCAUCACUCGAAACAUGGCUUUCUCGGGCGCCUUAAAGGUGCCGCGGAGGAACGCGCUCCAUUUAGAAGGGGUGUCGAUGACGAUACGUCCAAAAGGUCCAAAUUUCCCGCUUUUCACGACGAUAAUAUUAUCGACCCCGAGCUUGCCGAUUUCAUGUCAGACGACUCUAGCGGAGACGAGCAAGUCAGCAUUUUUGCAACCAUGAACUCAGCCGACAUGCACACUGCAGGAUUCGAACAAGAAAAGUCAAAUUUGUCGCCCUUCAUGAAUGCGGGGAGAAAACAUCGACAUCGACCCGGAGAGAAGAGCAUUAGUGGCAUGAGCCACUACAGCCGCGGGGCUGCGGAUGAUACGAGCGCGCCAACAAGUGUGCUGAAUCACCGACGAAGCAAUAGAAGACGUAAUAUGAGUAACGUCAGUGGAGCUGCACAUCACUUGGCAUCUCCAAGGCCAAAGUCGUCUAUAUACAAAAUUCCAACGGGCUCGACAGAAGCUCUUGUUCCAACGGACAACGGCGAUCACCUGCACAUGAGAUCUUCCCGCAGAGAUUCUGUACCAUUCAACAUACCGUCAAACACAGACCUGAACAGUUCGAGUUUGAAGCAUAUCGACAAGCUGCUGCAUCAACUUCUAGAAGAUGCUGAUGUUCUCGAACCUGAAGCUUGGAUCAAAUCUCUUGUGCCAAUCUUGCUUCGGUGUACCGAUGAUGUCUCUCCAAACGUUGCAAAAGGGGAGGAUAUGGAUAUUCGCCACUAUGUCAAGCUAAAAAAGAUUCCCGGAGGCCGGCCACGAGAUACUUCUUAUGUUUCGGGUGUUGUUUUCACAAAGAAUUUGGCUUUGAAAAGCAUGCCACGCAGGAUCGCAAACCCGCGCAUCUUGUUGGUAACUUUCCCCAUCGAAUAUCAACGUCACCAGCAGCAUUUUAUGAGCUUGCAGCCGGUCAUUGAAGGCGAGAGGGAAUAUCUUCGCAUCGUGGUUCAAAGGCUAGCAAAGCUUUCGCCGCAUCUUGUUCUGGUUGAGAAGGGCGUGUCUGGCAUUGCAUUACAGUAUUUUGCAGAGCUCAACAUCUCUGUCGCGUACAACGUCAAGCAUACUGUAAUUGAAGCAGUUGCCCGCUGCGCCGAAGCAGACAUCUUGAGCUCCCUAGAUAGACUGGCACUGCCCGUCUCCACGGGACGCUGCUCGAGCUUCGAGGUCAAGACCUUUGUCAACAACAACUUUCUUCGCGGCAAGAAGUCAUACAUAUUUCUUGGAGGCUGCCGCCCGGACUUGGGCUGUACGAUAUCCUUGCGAGGAGCUGACAGCGCCACUCUGUCAAAAGUCAAGUACAUUGUUGAAUUCAUGUCGUAUGUUGUGUACAACCUUCGCUUAGAGUCUAGCCUGCUGCGCGACGAGUCCAUUGAGCCCGACGAAGGCGAAACCUCACUUUCCAACUCCUAUGUCAUGAACGAGAGCUUCAAGACCUCGAGCUCGACCGAAGACGGAAAACAAGCGGCUCGCGUCGCAUCACAGCACAGUUCAAACGAGAAUGAACAACAGCCUCAAGCUACAGAGAAGGCUGAUCUGGAUGGAGCGGCCGAUGCUGGGCAGUCAAAUGAGGAACGACCAAAGCUUCCGUCAUUACAUGAUUCUCAUGACAGUGGUGUGGGAGAUCCGCCGGUGCCAGACGAUGUACCCAUGCCCACGUUUUACAGCGACAUGGUUGCCAAGUAUGAGACCAAGAUUCUAUCGGCUUCACCCUACGUCAAGUUCACUCAGCCUCAUGUUUUGAUGAGAGCGCGAGAACAGGAACGCCGACUUCUCUACCUUCGACGUUUGCGAGAUCAAACAGUCAUUGACGAGCAGGAUGAAGCGAGUGCUGGUCGUGCAAAGUUCCAGCUGAUUAAACCCGAGAUGGUUGAGAAGAUUGGCCAGAAGGCCCCGAGGCAAAUUAUGGAGAUUUUACAUGCCAUGCAUGAUGCGGAAUACGACAAAGCGUUCUUCAACUACCAAACGGGAACUCGACAAUGGGAAGCAUAUAUCCAAGGUAACUUGGAUCUAUUUGACCCUUAUUCACACCAAAACAUUGUCGUUUUGUAUUCCGAAAUUUGCACCGAAACCAAAAUUCCAUGCACAGAGCCCAGCCUCAUCGCAAUUAACUUUUACGAUGAGCAGCAUGUGUAUACUGGCAUGGAUCCCGACUGUACACUUGGCCAGUACAUUCAGGAUCUGGCAGAGACCAAGGACGGAAUCUGCGACUCGAGUGGCUGCGAGAGGAAACUGAUUGAACAUCAUCGUACGUAUGUUCACGACCAAUAUCGAAUCACGGUUUUCGUGGAGGAUGCACCACCGGGAGUGACUAGGCAUUCAAGUCUUGGGGAUGGUAUCACCAUGUGGACAUACUGCAAAAUCUGCAAGAAGGACUCGCAAGAAGUUCCAAUGUCCGAUGCUACGUACAAAUAUUCCUUCGGGAAAUAUCUCGAGCUACUCUACUGGGGCCGCGGCCUUCGUAUUAAACACGGCAUCGAUUGUCCUCAUGACCACUCUCGAGAUCACGUCCGGUAUUUCGGCUUCAAUGAUGCUCGCGUUCGCAUUCAUUGGGACCCUAUCGACCUCCUAGAGAUUGUGGUACCUAGGGCCAGAAUCACUUGGAAGGUUCAAAACGAUCUCAAACUGAAGAACGAGAUUUUCACCAGAAUGGAGGAGCGCUGGCGCAAGUUCAUGUCAUCUGUCAAAGCAAGGCUCCAGAGCAUUCGUAUCGACAGCGUCUUGCCAGAAAAGGCCGAGCUCUGCAAAGCAGAAGUUGAGGUUCUCACGAAGAAGAUGCAGGGGCAACUCCCAAUCAUGCUACGCAAGUUAGAGGAUGUCUAUGUCAACUCAAAGUACUACGAAAUCGUCCCCUUUAAUGGUCUCGUACGUGAAAUGCUGGAAGUUGCGGGCGAGUGGGACCAAGCUUUCGCCAAGUUCGAGGCGGACUUCUUAGGAGACAAAGAUAUGCGGCAGCUGACGAUGAUGCAAUUGAAGAAGAUGUUCACCGACGAGUCCAAGGAAACAAUGACCAAUCCGGAAGAGACAAUGGUUUCGGCCACUGAUAGCGACAGUCGGCCAUCACAGGGUUUCUCUGAGAUUGACGAAAAGAGCACGCAACCAACAGAAUGUACCGACAUGGAUGGAAGCAUUCUACGUGGAAGUCUUCUACGGAACCCGGAUGGAGAAGACAACGAAAAGGCCGAGGUCCCGACAGAGGAUACCACUGAGCGUGUCGAAGCACUUGAUUUGGCAGGCUCUGGCCCGGUUGUGUCUGGAUCCAGCCAAGCGCCUGAAAAAAAACCUGCUGAGAGUUCCCAAGCUGAAAGUGCCGAAUCGGUUGAUUCCUCGAAAACAGCAUCGCCACCUGUCACCAGAGACAGCGCAUCGGUCGUUGUGGGUGAUGGCCAAUCGCUUACAGAAAAGGUAGACCGUAUGCGGCGUGAGCAAGCCCGGAAAGCCGGUGAAGACGCGUCAAAUAACAAGCAAGACGAGAGAGGUAUACCGCGCUCCUCACCUCCCAUAAUACGGGCCACCUCGCAACCCCAACGCAUCCCACGGGCCAUGACAACUGUGGGCAAUCCCUCGAACGUUGGAGAUCAAGUCGAACCUGCUCCAGAGCCGCAGGGCGAGGGGUCAAUCAAAGUCGAUAAGCGCUUAUCGGAGAGACUUGGCUUGUCUGCUCUGAAACAACGUGGGAAAUCUGCCACAUCCGGUAUUCCUCGUCUGGUUACCAAGAAGAAGGAGUCGAAAGUUUCCACUCUAACAAGACACUUUGAGCAAAUCAGCCGCGAGUUUGAGAAAGAGCGCAUACGUGACAAGAAGAAGCGGGCUGCUAGUCUUCGGCAUCCGCGCGCGUUGCUCCCAAGAACUUCCACAAAAGUCACUAUUCAGGUUUACGACGACUUCAACGCAGCGGUCGAGGAACCCGCCCUAAUGAACGACGCGGCUGGGGAGCGAAGACCCGAACAAGUCAGUACUCCGGCCUUGCCCACAGGCAAUACAGAUGCUGCCAAGAGUGACCAGUUGGCGGAGUCCCCUCCCCUGCUGGACCCUGCACCAAAGGCACCGGAUCAGAUAUCUGUAGCCGAGACGGAUGACACCGCGACUGGGAAAGAAAACCAGCAAGACUCGGAUGACGAAGAGCGUGCAAGUGACACUGAACCCAGUGUUUCGGAUGAAUUUCUCCCCGAUAUCAAAGAGAUUGCCGAUUCUACGCAGGAGAUUCCACUUGAACUUCCUAAGCAUCAAAGGAAUACGCUCAUGAAGUACCUCACAAAGUUUUGGGCAGAACGGUCCGCCAGUGGCUGGUCUGCAUUGGAUUAUCCCAUCAACCCGACGGAUCACAUCUUUGUUGACUCUAAUGUUAUUGUGCGCGAGGACGAGCCGAGCUCUGUGAUUGCGUUGGCCCUUAAUAGCGAAGACUAUAAAAACAAGCUCGAGGUCAUCCGUCGCGAGGCGCAAGAGAUGCCCCAGGAUGAAGUAUCCGACGGAACAGCACAGGCCAAGUCAACGCCUGCGUCGGAGCAUCUGGGCCGUCAUUCGGAUGCCAGUGACCUGGAGAAGAGUUUGUUGUGCAUCACGGGAACGCAUUUGAAGUACCAGUUCAAGGAAGGCGCGGCAGUUAUGACGUGCAAAAUUUUCUAUGCUGAGCAGUUUGACGCUCUGAGAAGGAAAUGUGGCAUCGCUGGGCGCAUAGUUGAGUCUCUUUCACGCUGCAUGAAGUGGGAUUCACGUGGUGGCAAGACCAGGUCUGUCUUUUUAAAGACCCUAGACGACAGAUUGGUGUUGAAGUCCUUGUCUCCCAUCGAGACAUCGGCCUUCUUAAACUUUGCUCCGGGCUAUUUCACCAUCAUGGCGGAAGCAUUGUUCCACGACUUGCCAUCUGUUAUUGCCAAGAUGUUGGGCUUCUUCCAAGUCAUCAUCAAGAAUCCGAUUACAGGCACAGAUGUGAAGCUUGAUCUCGUCUUGAUGGAGAACCUAUUUUACGACAGAUCACCAACCAGGAUUUUCGACUUGAAGGGCUCUAUGAGAAACCGUAAGAUCCAGUCGACUGGCGAACAAAAUGAGGUUCUCUUGGAUGAGAACAUGGUGGAGUACAUUUACGAGUCUCCGCUGUUCGCGCGCGAGCACUCCAAGAAAUUACUGCGAGCAUCGGUGUGGAAUGACACGCUGUUCCUCGCUCGACAGGAUGUCAUGGACUACUCCUUGAUGAUUGCUGUUGAUGAGGCCAGAAAAGAGCUCGUGGUGGGCAUCAUCGACUGCAUCAGAACGUACACCUGGGACAAGAAGCUUGAAAGUUGGAUCAAGGACCGUGGGUUUGCUGGUGGUGGUCGUAAUCGACCAACAGUUACAAGUCCCAAAGAGUACAAGUCUCGUUUCCGAGAGGCCAUGGCAAGAUAUAUCCUCCAGGCUCCAAAUUGCUGGCAUUUGUUCAAUAACACCCAGUACCCAGUGUACUAUAGUGGACGUGCUAGAUUUGAGGACCAGCCUGAGCUACAAAAGUGA